AUGCGCCUCAACUUACGGGGCUCUCUGGGCUUGCUCCUGGUGACCUCCGCGGCAGGGGCGAAGGUGUCGGCGGAGCAAGGUAAUCCAUCGUUGGACAGCCGCCACGCGGAUGCUACAAAGUUGCCACAGUGCGCCGGCGACUGCGACAAGGAUUCAGAGUGCUUGGGAGGGUUGAAGUGCUUCCAGAGGAAUGGGCUGGAGCCCGUGCCUGGGUGCGCCGGUGCUGGCACCAGAGCAUGGGACUACUGCUACUACGAGCCCUCGCCGAACUUGAACAGCAUCGCUGGCGAUCCUACAAGUUUGCCAUUGGCAAAGUGUGCCGGCGACUGCGACAAUGAUUCACAAUGCGCGGGGAACUUGAAGUGCUUCCAGAGGGAUGGGCUGGAGUCCGUGCCCGGGUGCGCAGGAGGUGGCACGAAUCAAUGGGACUACUGCUACGACCCCUGGGAUGCCUUGAAGUUGGACAGCAUCGCUGGCGAUCCUACAAAUUUGCCAUUGGCAAGGUGUGCCGGCGACUGCGACAAGGAUUCACAAUGUGCGGGGAACUUGAAGUGCUUCCAGAGGGAUGGGCUGGAGCCCGUGCCCGGGUGUGCCGGCGACUGCGACAAUGAUGCACAGUGCGCGGGGAACUUGAAGUGCUUCCAGAGGGAUGGGCUGGAGCUCGUGCCCGGAUGUGCAGGACGUGGCACGAAUGAAUGGGACUAUUGCUACGACCCUGCGUUGCAACAUGGAGCAGGCAACCUUGCAGACCGUAAAAUCUCCGCCGUCUCCGGGACUCCCAAGGACGUUGACAUGGACUUUGUCUCGGCACUCUUCACUGUGGUGGACGCAGGGGAUGGCCUGAUCGCACUGCACAGCCAAAGGUACAACUGCUACCUCGGGAUUGCCUUUACUGGACUGGUGGAUUGCGGCGGCGUCAAUGCGCCAACUGGGCCAACGACCACGGCUCCAUGGGACAAUAACAAGUUCAAGGUGGUGCCUGCAGGAAUCGGGCUUGUUGGCCUGUAUUCCAAGUUGCGGAAACAGUACAUUCGCGUCGACAAUGUCUAUAAAUCCGUGACCGGCCGGAGCGGAAGCGAGGACACGGUGAAUGCGGACACCGCAGGCGGCUCCUGCACCUGGGAGCUCUUGCAGGUGCCCCAACACUUGGAACUGGGCUCCCUGGUGGGCUUCUGGCGCAGCAAGAACCUCUUGCGCAUGCAUUCCGACAAGAUGGACUCACAUGCGCCGCUGGCCGAGGGCCGCAUUUUGGACGAAUGGACCUGGGAGCAGUUCGAGGUGGUGGAUGCGGGAGCAGUGCAGGUCGCACUCUACAACGCCGCACAGGGGCGUUUUGUGAAGAUGACGAAAGCUGGGACUGUGUCGCCGGGUUCAGCGAAGAGCAAGACCGGGGGAGUGACUUUGGAGGAGCGCUUUGCUGUCGUCCCCGCCUCUGAGAAGACCAUCGCGCUCCACAACAGCAAUGCGAACCGCUUCUUGAUUAUCAACGGGCCCGGUCAGGCGCCCUCGGGGCAGACCGGCAACGCCCAGGAUGGGGAUAGUUUGGGCAGCAGCAGCCAGAUCUGGAUGAAGAUCGUACCCAUCAGUGAUUUGGAGACCACCUCCCAAAUGCCAAGUUGCUGCGCCUGCGAUCACACCAAAGAUAAGUGCCGUGAUAUGCAAGUCUGGAUGAAGUCGGAGCCUGCCGGAUGGAUCCACCGAUACUGGCACCGAAACUGGCAGGUGACCUCCAAUCCAAGAGGCUCCAAAGAGGUGUACUGGACUUGUGGGCGCCGGCGUGGUGGUCAGGAGCGUACCGGGUUCAACAUGCCGGCCACCCACGUCGACAGCUACAUGAACGAGGGCGAUCUGAACUAUCACCCCAGGUAUUGUUCCCCGCGAAUGUAUACGCCACGGGAAUCGCCGAAGGACCGAGGCUGCUGCUCCAUCGCUGACGGCACCGUCGAUCGGUGUGGGUCGCGGCAGUAUCUGCAGAUGCAGGUGGGAACAGAGUGGAAGACGUGCUACAAGGGCCAGACAUGUGAGUGGACCUUCCCGGAGCCACACCCCCAAGGCAAAACGCUUCACUGGUGGUGUGGAGAGACAAAGGAAAGUGUGGCCUGGGGCCUCUACUUCGACACCAUCCAAAUUAAGUUCAACUGCAACGGAGAGAUAGAGUGGAACCCAUGGUGGUGCGGGGUGGCAACUUCCGGUGAGAUGCCUCCCGAAGCGAGCUCCCGGCUCAUCGACGUCUUGAAAAUCAACUCCGACGGCGACGUCGUCGAUGGGCAAACGGGAGCUUCACUGUCGCCUGGGGAGAUCACCUCCAAGGCCAAGGACUUCGCUCGCGACAACAAGGAUGUGAUUUGCGAGGGCCUGUCAGCCGCGGCAGUGUACGAUCAGCUCCUCAAACCAUCGGGCACGUGCUGGCGAGCCGGCAUGACGGGGAGAUCUUCCCUCUUCCCGGGUCAUUCGGACUAUGGGACGAAGACCUCGCUUUUCGAAGAGGGGACCAGGUUCACUCGCGAGGAGCGCCCGCAUUCCAGCACCCUCUUGGCCUUGGCAGACCACCUGGCGAAAAACGCCACGCUGCUGCAGCUGUCCGGCAAUAUCUCCAACCAGGAGUUGCAGAAGUUUCUACCGGGCUUAAUGACUGCGUACUGCGCGGUCACGAAAGGCACAAAUUGCGCGGAGAUCGGCUUGGAGCAGUGUGAGUGCUACUGCGUCGCGCCCGGCAGGUGCACGCAGGUCUUGGCGGAGAAGUACGCCAAAUCCAUUGCCGCGAUCUUGGAGAUGGCAGCCGACGUCGCCAUGGCGGUGAUGACCGGCGGCGCGUCCGCGGCGGCCAAGGCGGGCGCCAAAGCAGCCGCCAAGGCCGCCUUGAAGGCGGCAGCGAAGAACGCCGCGAAGGGAGCCGGCAGGAGCGCCAUCAAGAAGGCGAUGGUGACCGCAGCCAAGGGUGCCGCCAAGAAGGCCGCGAUCGCAUCCUUGAAGAGCCAGGGCAAGAAGAGCAUGAGGAAGAUGACCGUGCGGGCAAUCAAGUCAGGGAUCAAGGACACCGCAAAGACCUUGAUCACCGACGCCAUCAUGGACUACCUCGGGUUAGGCGACAUCUGCAAGGACAUCCUUGACAAGGUCUUGGGAGAGGAGGUGGAAGAUCCAGCUUGGGUGAACGACCCCGAGUACAAGUGGGGAAAUGAAGAGGGCCCCGCCGGGUAUAUGGAAACGGUGGACAUCACCGGAAUCACGGCACUGGUGGGCAUCUUCCACGAAGCAGAUUGCCCAACUCCAGUUCCGGGAAGCAAGGAGGGCUGUUAUGCAGGGCCCGCAAAGAUGCAUUCAGGUCUGCAACUGAGUUUGGAACAAGAACAUGCGCUGACAUACUCUGUAGGCUUUUCCUCUCUGUUGCCGCGUCUUGGUUGCAGAACCACGCUUUUUGACGCGAGGUUGUUGCAGCAUGCUGCCGCCUGCGCCAUGUUCAAGUGCACUGUGGCCGCCGUGGCUCUAACCGGCACGGGCAACGGAGAAGGUGCAGACUGCGAUCUUCCGGUGGUUCCCAUCAGGCCAGGCCGACUUCCCUCGGAGGAGGCUGCGCCUUGGUCCUGGAGCCAGGCCUACGGCAUCACUCGCCAGACAUGGCAGGACAUCACGGGCGGCAAGAAGCGUACAUCGAACGAACUCGAACACCUCAAACUCGUGGAGAAGGGGCUGGUGGACUACGCCGAUUCCUUCACGACCAAACUUCCGACAAAGAUUGAGCGACAGGAAGGCCGGGAUCUCAAGCGGGUCUGGCGCGCGGUUCGCAGCGUCUUCGAGGAGCGACAGAGCCAUCCGUGGGCGAGAUCUACGGAAAUGCCUUGGUGGCCGAGGCUGUCCCAUUGUAUCACCUGCUGGCGCCGUUGCCAGCAGGCUUGCCUGCCGGGGAUUUCAACCAGGAGGUGGAGACAGUGCGACAUCUGCUUUCUGGAUUUGGGCUGA
Messenger RNA from Symbiodinium natans, 3957 nucleotides. Lineage: Eukaryota; Dinophyceae; Suessiales; Symbiodiniaceae. The record is from the annotation of a GenBank genome assembly.